AUGUACGAAGGGAUUGACAACCUGACAUCCCUUUACGACCGUGCCGGGAAGACUUUCUCCGGCGGUCCUUCUGCGGCACAGGAUGUGCCGCGUCGUACUGCUCAACCAGACCCAGUAAGUCAACCAUCAGUUGGGAGCGGGGCUCCAAAGUAUCCCAGGACGGGGGAUAGCCGCGCCACCGGACGAGGUAACUCGUCCGACGUCCGUUCACAUCGCGGUGGUUCAACAGCCGCUCAACCAGAUAGCGCUGGCCACCGCGAGAGUCCUCCAAUGGAGAUGGAUGAGGAGGAAAGACGCUUUCCAAACUAUCGUAAGGGAGCGUGCGUCCCCGAGAGCUUCGUUGAUCGCGUAAUGCAAGGGUUACGCGGCGACCUCGAACAUGAGCGGGACAGGCGUAUUCAACUGGCGGACACUGUCUUGAAGCAUCGAGCUGAUUUUGUUUUUGCUCAGCUUGAGAACGAGAGAGCUUUGACAUCUCUGCGUGACGAGCUAAGGGUAGCUCGUGGGGAUGUUGAUCGGUGUCGGGCUGAGAUAACCGCUCUCCAGACCCUUGUCGAUGCCCAUCAUCGGGAGCACAAGGCUCUCUGCGAGAUGCUUGAGCGCAAGGGCGUUCUUCAUCGGAAGAAGCAGCGUACUGAUGAUACGACUUGA
Messenger RNA from Peronospora matthiolae, 651 nucleotides. The record is from the annotation of a GenBank genome assembly. Lineage: Eukaryota; Oomycota; Peronosporomycetes; Peronosporales; Peronosporaceae.